Molecule: messenger RNA, 1482 nt
Organism: Eimeria tenella
Lineage: Eukaryota; Apicomplexa; Conoidasida; Eucoccidiorida; Eimeriidae
Product: DNA replication licensing factor, putative
Exons: 12
Coding region: 1-1482 (493 amino acids)
Biological process (GO): double-strand break repair via break-induced replication; DNA strand elongation involved in DNA replication; mitotic DNA replication initiation
Cellular component (GO): nucleus; MCM complex
Molecular function (GO): ATP hydrolysis activity; ATP binding; single-stranded DNA helicase activity
Source: RefSeq, a predicted model, not a curated record
AUGCUGCAGUCGGUGCCUGGGGAUUUGCUGAACAUCAAGGCCUUCGCCAGCAGACCCGAUUUGCUGCAGGUGCUGGGUCACUCGUUUGCGCCUGCGGUGUGCGGGCACGACGUGGUGAAGCAGGGUUUGCUGCUGCAGCUGGCGGGGGGCCGUUUGCUGCAGCAGCAGCAGCACAGAGUGCGGGGCGACAUCCACGUGCUGCUGGUGGGAGACCCAGCAGCAGGAAAGUCGCAGCUGCUGCGGUUCGCGCUGCGGCUGCUGCCGGGGGCAGUGAGCAGCACGGGGCGCGGCAGCAGCGGCGUGGGCCUGACUGCUGCAGUGGCAGCAGCAGACGCAGCGGAACCAGCAGCAGCAGCAGCAGCAGCAAAACGCGUCGAAGCAGGCGCCAUGGUCUUGGCCGAUAAAUCCCUUAUUUGCAUCGACGAAUUCGACAAAAUGCAAAUCCAAGACAGAGUCGCCAUCCACGAAGUCAUGGAGCAGCAAACUGUCACUGUCGCCAAGGCCGGCAUCUACACCACCCUCAACGCCAGGUGUUCAGUUCUUGCUGCUGCCAAUCCGCUGUACGGCUGCUGGAGCGAAGGCAUUUCUUUUCGGCAGCAAAUUGCUUUCGAAGAUUCCCUCAUGAGUCGCUUCGACCUCAUCUUCAUCGUCAGGGACGCGACGACUAGCGAAGAAGACGACCGGCUGGCUGAGGCGGGGCUGGGGGAAGCAACAGGAGUUGCUUCGGGGGACCGCAGGGGACACACUGACAGCUUCAUUCAGCCCCAAACAGACAUGCUGAAGGCCACGCAUGCAGCAGCAGCAGCAGCAGCAGCAGAUUCUCAGCAGCAGCAGCAGCAGGAAGAGCCAGAGCCUACCCGCGCCUUCUAUCACAGAACAGAAAUGCUCUAUUAUGAUAAAAAGGGGCGAGAACACGAAUGCCUAACGCACGAGUUUCUGCGGAUGUAUAUAGCCCUGGAAGAUGUGCGUGUGGCGCAGCAAAUGCUGCUGUACAGUUUGUUUGGAGAGCCUUAUCCCGAAGAUGGAAAAGAGACAGAAACGGAGACAGCCACAGAGACAGAAAGCGAGCCAAGAAGGGGAAAGGGAGCCAUCACAGAAGAUGAGGAGAUGGCUGAGGAGAUGGAGGGCCUGGCGAUCACUGAAACGAAGAAAAGGCGAACCCGCCGAGCAGCAGCAGCAGCAGCAGCAGCAGCAGGAGAUGCAGAAACAGCAGAAGACGGACGGAGGGAAGCGUUGCAGGCCCUCGAUGCACAGGGGCUCAGCUCGGACAUUUUGCACAGUUUGAUAAUGAAUUCCAUCAAAGAACUGGACGAGGGCGGCGGCGUGGCUGAAGAGCUGCUGCUGCAGGCGGUCACCACCCGCGCGCUCGCCCGCGGGCUUUCUGAGCCAACGCAGCAGCAAUUCAAGAAGGCCCUGAUAGAACUCAACUCCAAAGACUCAGCCCCCAUCCUGGUGCAUGACGGCCUGGUGUACGAGUGCUAG